Molecule: messenger RNA, 369 nt
Organism: Dichotomopilus funicola
Lineage: Eukaryota; Fungi; Ascomycota; Sordariomycetes; Sordariales; Chaetomiaceae
Exons: 1
Coding region: 1-369 (122 amino acids)
Source: RefSeq, a predicted model, not a curated record
AUGCAGAUCCCUCACCUCCAAUCCAUCACCUCCCGCUUCUCGCCCCAGAGCAUCCGCACCUCCUUUCGCCGCUCUGUAUCCGGCUCCUCGGUAUCCUCCACUUCUUCCACCCCGUCGUCCCGCGAUAGCAGCACCGAGCGACGAAUCGCCUUGGCCUCGUCCGGCAGCACUCGGGACGAGUCACCCGCUGCCACUAUCAACCGCAUUGUGAUGCGCCGAAAGACGGGGUUUGAGUCUAUCCACAGCGAGGACGGCGAGUCGGUGAUGGUGAGCGAGGAGGAGGAUAGGGCCGAGCGUCCGCCGCAUAUUUUGGAGCCGCGACCGGAGGCGAUGUUUUCCAGCAUGGAGGAGCGGAUGAUGGCCUUCUAA